Molecule: messenger RNA, 2012 nt
Organism: Nomascus leucogenys (northern white-cheeked gibbon)
Lineage: Eukaryota; Metazoa; Chordata; Mammalia; Primates; Hylobatidae
Gene: ZBTB8A
Product: zinc finger and BTB domain containing 8A
Exons: 5
Coding region: 312-1637 (441 amino acids)
Biological process (GO): regulation of transcription by RNA polymerase II
Molecular function (GO): protein binding; DNA-binding transcription factor activity, RNA polymerase II-specific; RNA polymerase II cis-regulatory region sequence-specific DNA binding
Source: RefSeq, a predicted model, not a curated record
UGCUGGUUGGUGCCUGAAAUCUGUGCGUUGCCCCUUUAAUUGUGUCCCCAGCCCUCGGGCGUUUCUGUCCAACGCCCACGUCAGCAAAUACCUUUUGUUUCUCUCACGUUGGGGCUACUUGUUUUAGGGCGCAAAGGAACGGCCUCGAAAGGGGGUCCUUCCCCAGCCGAGAACCAGGAAUCUUCCCUCGGCCCGCGCGCGCGACCGGCCGGUGCGCCGCGGCCCGCGGACAAUCCUCCAAACACAGACUGUUUGACUUAGAAUCUUCCCUUUUUUACUCCAUUCAAGAGCAGCAUUCAUAAAUUUCCAGAAUGGAGAUCUCCUCUCAUCAGUCUCACCUCCUGCAGCAACUGAACGAGCAGCGCAGGCAAGAUGUAUUUUGUGACUGCAGUAUUCUAGUUGAAGGGAAGGUCUUCAAAGCACAUCGAAAUGUAUUAUUCGCUAGUAGCGGCUACUUUAAAAUGCUUCUUUCUCAGAAUUCAAAGGAGACAAGUCAGCCAACCACAGCUACAUUUCAGGCUUUCUCCCCUGACACUUUUACAGUUAUCUUGGACUUCGUAUAUUCUGGCAAACUGUCUCUUACUGGUCAGAAUGUCAUAGAAGUGAUGUCGGCUGCUAGCUUCCUUCAGAUGACUGACGUCAUAAGUGUAUGUAAGACUUUUAUUAAAUCUUCCUUAGACAUUAGUGAGAAAGAAAAAGAUCGCUAUUUCAGUCUCUCAGAUAAAGAUGCCAAUUCUAAUGGUGUAGAACGUUCCUCUUUUUAUAGUGGUGGCUGGCAAGAAGGAAGCAGUUCUCCACAUUCUCACCUAAGCCCAGAGCAAGGAACAGGUAUAAUAAGUGGAAAAUCUUGGAAUAAGUAUAAUUAUCAUCCAGCCUCCCAGAAGAAUACUCAACAACCCUUGGCCAAGCAUGAACCAAGGAAAGAGUCCAUUAAAAAGACCAAACAUUUGAGAUUGUCACAGCCUUCUGAAGUUACUCAUUAUAAGUCAAGCAAACGAGAAGUACGAACAUCUGAUUCUUCCAGCCAUGUUUCCCAGUCUGAAGAACAAGCACAGAUUGAUGCCGAAAUGGACUCUACUCCUGUUGGUUAUCAGUACGGUCAAGGAUCUGAUGUCACAUCCAAAAGUUUUCCAGAUGAUCUGCCUCGGAUGCGAUUCAAGUGCCCGUACUGCACACAUGUGGUGAAGCGGAAGGCAGACCUAAAGCGCCACCUUCGUUGUCAUACAGGAGAAAGGCCCUAUCCAUGUCAGGCUUGCGGGAAAAGAUUCAGCAGGCUAGACCAUCUAAGUAGCCAUUUUCGAACAAUUCACCAGGCAUGUAAACUCAUCUGCAGAAAAUGUAAACGUCAUGUGACAGAUCUAACAGGGCAAGUGGUUCAGGAGGGAACCAGGCGCUACAGACUGUGUAAUGAGUGUCUUGCAGAAUUUGGCAUAGACAGCCUCCCCAUUGACUUGGAAGCUGAACAACAUCUUAUGUCCCCAUCAGAUGGAGAUAAGGAUUCCAGAUGGCACUUGAGUGAAGAUGAGAAUAGAUCCUAUGUGGAGAUUGUAGAAGAUGGGUCUGCUGAUCUGGUCAUCCAGCAGGUUGAUGAUAGUGAAGAAGAAGAAGAAAAAGAAAUUAAGCCCAACAUUAGGUAGCUGUAAUGUGAACCAACAGAGCUGGCAUGUCUGCAAUUUACAUUGACUUCCUGUAUCUCUCUCUUUCUGUGGUCAGAGUCUAGUUAACAAAUUUAUCACACUGACUUUAAAGAAAUGAUCUGAUAUAACUUGCAUGCUUUCUGAACAGGCCAUUGUGUCCAUUCUGAACUUUGUUGCCCUAAAAUGUGUUGCUGCACUGGAAAGAAAGAACUAGCUUGAAGUUGGCAUGAUGGAUGAACAAUUAUCCUCUUACUUUCAUUACAGUCCUCUUACUUUAUUACAGAGAUACGCUUUUUCUUUUAAUAUUGGAGGAUCUACUUAGCAAACUUUUUUCAAAGAAAAUACUUUAAAUAAAUUCACCACAACCAAACUUUA